ACGAAUUCUGUUCUUGCUUGUUCUUUCUUGAUAUUGUUGCUUUAUAUUUAUAAUUCGAAUAAUUGUUUUAUGCAUUUUUUUUUAUUUCUUAAAAAUAAUUGUAAAUUUUGUCCUUUUUCUUUAUAUAAUUCAUAACAUAAAAAACAAAUUUAUUCGCUUUUAUACAUAUAUCUGUUUCAAGAAAAUUUAGAUAGAAGAUUCGAUAGAAAAAAAUAUGAAAAUAAUUAUUAUACCCAAAACAAGAUUUAGAACUUCUAACAAUUAGCAUCAUUUGACGCAUCAUAAUUUAGGAUUGAAUAAUUUAUAAAAUGGCUGAACGCAGUUUUCACUAUAUUUUUUAUUUUUAAUAGCCAACAAUGGUUAUUGGAUAAACAAGAUUUGGUUAGAGAACGUCAACAUGAUUUAUCAAUAUUAACAGAGGAAGAAUAUCAAAAAAUAUUCAUUUUCUUUUCUAAUAUGAUACAAAUGUUAGGUGAACAAUUGAAAUUGAGGCAACAAGUAAUAGCUACUGCAACAGUUUAUUUUAAAAGAUUUUAUGCCCGCAAUAGCUUAAAAUGUAUAGAUCCUUUAUUACUAGCUCCUACAGCAGUCUUUUUGGCAUCAAAAGUAGAAGAGUUUGGAGUAAUUUCUAAUACUAGAUUAAUAACGACAAUGGGAACUGUAGUUAAAAACAAGUUUAAUUAUGCAUAUACGCAAGAAUUUCCGUAUCGAACAAACCAUAUUUUAGAGUGUGAAUUUUAUCUUUUGGAACAUUUGGAUUGUUGUUUAAUAGUAUAUCAACCAUACCGUCCCUUGUUAACAUUAAUUCAAGAUGUGGGACCAGAUGAUCAAUUACUUACUCUUGCAUGGCGUAUUAUUAAUGAUAGUUUAAGAACAGAUGUAUGUUUAUUAUAUCCACCUUAUCAAAUAGCUAUUGGUUGUCUGCAAAUAGCCUGUGUGAUAUUGCAGAAAGAUCUCAAAUCAUGGUUUGCAGAAUUAAAUGCAGAUAUGGAAAAAAUCCAAGAAAUAGCACGAUAUAUAAUUAAUCUGUAUGAAUUGUGGAAAAGAUAUGAUGAAAAGAACGAGAUUCAAGGUUUAUUGGCUAAAAUGCCAAAACCAAAAGCAGCACCACAACGUUGACAUCAAGUUUUCUGUUCCCCAAAUGUUUGGAAUUCAUGCUAAUACACAGUGAAUACUUCAAUUUAAAAUGUCUUUUCUAUAUACAUUGCUAUUAGAGAUGUAUAGAGUUGAUAACGAAUAUUGUUCUGAAUUUAUUUCUGCAGACUUUUUUAUCUCUACAUAAAGCUAUUUUGAACAAGCAUAUUUUAAACUAUGUGGCAAAUAAUAAUGUUUCACUUAGUAUUUUUAUAUUUUAUCCUCAAUGUUCGAUAUAGCAAAUAAUCAAGAGUUAUGAAUUACAUCUGAUAAUAGAAUUUAAUUAAAUUUUCUUGAAUAUCUAAUAUAUGUAUAAUGAAUUAUCAAAUUGUAAAAAUUUGUUCAAAUGCAUGUCUAAUUUUAGUACCUAUA
Molecule: messenger RNA, 1506 nt
Organism: Cataglyphis hispanica
Lineage: Eukaryota; Metazoa; Arthropoda; Insecta; Hymenoptera; Formicidae
Gene: CycC
Product: cyclin-C
Exons: 5
Coding region: 457-1119 (220 amino acids)
Biological process (GO): positive regulation of transcription by RNA polymerase II
Cellular component (GO): mediator complex; nucleus
Molecular function (GO): cyclin-dependent protein serine/threonine kinase regulator activity
Source: RefSeq, a predicted model, not a curated record